Messenger RNA from Drosophila busckii, 1599 nucleotides. RefSeq lists its product as uncharacterized. Lineage: Eukaryota; Metazoa; Arthropoda; Insecta; Diptera; Drosophilidae. The coding region runs from base 106 to 1461 and encodes 451 amino acids. The transcript is spliced from 2 exons. The record is from RefSeq and is a predicted model, not a curated record.
CAAACGCUAAGCAAAGCAGUCGUGUUGGGUGAAAGAAGUUGCGAAAAGAAAACCAUCAAAAUUAAUAGAAACGCGCAAAAAGUUAGCCACAAGUCUUUGACUAAAAUGGCAAUACAGCUUGACAAGAUUCUAACGGAUAUUGCCAAGGAGAAGGCGCUGCAUCCUAAUAAUGGCGCUGCCUCCAAGCUCGAACAAGACGAAGCCUGGACGCGCAUAGGUCGGCUGAAUAAACUAACUAUACAUGAAGCGCGAUCCAUUUUCACAGUGCUGCAAAAGAAAUACGAGCAGGAGAAGGCAAAGGGCAACUCCGGCUGGAAGCUGUUUGCGCUUAUGCAGAAAAUUCACCAAGAGCCCAAGACUGUCAAAGUAGUCAAAGUAGAAGAAGAGCCGUUGCCCAUGGAAGAUGUGGAAGAAUUUGAAAUGCUGGAGGUACAGGAGCAGGAAGACGAUGAUGACUCCAGCUCAGUGAAGCAAUAUGGACAGCCGGGCAACUCCACAGGCUCGGCCAGUUCGGAUGGUGAAAGCCCAACUAAAUCGCAUAGCACAGGCGGCGGCACUCCAGAUAAGGAGGAUAAGCCAUAUGCUAAGCCGCAGGCUGAUACGCCUCGUCCUUCAUUUGACGAAAAGAAAGUGCUUAACACCAUGGCAAGUAACUCGCAGCGGUCAAGCAACUCACAGCCUUCAGCCUCGUUGUCUGCGGCUGCAGCAGCACUGCAGAAAAAAGGUAUUACUUUGAAAAAGACUCCCAGCGCUGUGGCACACAAGCCUACAAUUGUCGCUGCCUCACAAGCACACGCAGAAACCCAUAAAAGGUCCUCAAGGACUACAAUUCAAUUGCCCGAAUCUAUGAAGCGUAAGCUGUCUGACGAAUGUACCAUGCCCAUUCAGAAGAAACAGCACAAGGCACAGAGCCCGAGGCAGGCGAGCAACUCGUCAGCUACGACCUCUGCAGCUGCCACUACGGCUGCCGCUGAGUCCACAGCUGCUACAAGCGGUGUGGUGCACACAACCACAGCACAACUGUUGCAGGUAAAGAAGGAGCGUGAGGAUAACCAAUCACCGCCGCCGGGCAUUAACAUAAUAACCAUACCUGCCGCACAGAAGAUUAAUGGCAAUUUGCUGAGUGGCACUGGUGGAGGCGCUAACUCGUCCACGGCUGCAACUAUAGCCUCAAGCACAAAUGGCUAUUCACCGAACUGCAAGGAGUUGGAUUUUAACAAUGAAAUAAUAUUUGAUUCGUCUAAGAUGAAUGCCACACCGGAGAUUAUUAACUUGGGUAACUUGGACAGCUCAUUGCCGCCCACAUUCUUUAAGAACUUGUGCAACUCGUCGCGGCACGAAGCACUGGGUCUUUAUGUGGCCAAUGUAAUGAAUCGAAUCUCUAAGCGUGGCGCCGCUAAACUAGAACUCGGCAUAUUGCGUUCCAUUCUGGAUGUGCAAAGCGACGAAUUGGAGCAGUAAACAAUAAUACAGGCGUAACACCUUUUUAGCAGUAGAUUAGCAUUCUACGUAGUAUUAAUGUUUUUUGUCAUACUGUCAUUUACACAUCAAUAACACAUUGCGCUUGCCAGAGAUUACGCGUGUAAGCCGAAGGUGAAG